AUGUCGAAAGUUUAUUUACUUGACAAACCAAAAUUUCGCGCUGAUACAUGCGUUUGUCUUGCUUUCCAGUGUUUAGUUCGAGAGCCAGAAUUGACCAUGUUUUACGAAGCGGCUCUAGCACAUGUUGAGCUGAUCUCAAUGCUCCUAGACCUAAGACUCGGAUUCGGUAUCGAGAAAGACGUGAUGAAAAAGCACGAGCAGAUUUGA
Plasmopara halstedii is the source of this 207-nucleotide messenger RNA. RefSeq lists its product as uncharacterized. Bases 1 to 207 code for a protein of 68 amino acids. The record is from RefSeq and is a predicted model, not a curated record. NCBI's taxonomy places the organism in Eukaryota, Oomycota, Peronosporomycetes, Peronosporales, Peronosporaceae. The transcript is spliced from 2 exons.